Closterium sp. NIES-65 is the source of this 1665-nucleotide messenger RNA. The record is from the annotation of a GenBank genome assembly. Lineage: Eukaryota; Viridiplantae; Streptophyta; Zygnematophyceae; Desmidiales; Closteriaceae.
AUGUCCACGAAGCACCAUCCCAACUUGGUGCGGCUGCUGGGGUUCGCAGUGGGGGGCGACGUGCUCACACGCGUGGAUAACGUACUGGUCUACGAGCUCAUUCCCAACGGGGACCUUGAGUGCUGGAUGGGCCCAGGUACUUUGCCCUCCCGGCCAAUCCGCCUCUCGUCAUGUGUCUCCCCCUUCCUCUCUGCUUCUCCCCCCCUUCCUGCAGAUGCGCCCACGCCUCUCACCCUGCAGCAGCGGCUGGACAUCCUAUUAGGGGCAGCGCGCGGGCUGGACAAACCCAGCACCAAGCUCGUCCUUAACAACAACGGCGGGUGCGGUGCCUGUAACCUGCUCUUCCCCUGUAACCUGCUCUUCCCCUGUAACCUGCUCUUCUCCUGUAACCUGCUCUUCUCCUGUAACCUGCUCUUCUCCUGUAACCUGCUCUUCCCCUGUAACCUGCUCUUCUCCUGUAACCUGCUCUUCUCCUGUAACCUGCUCUUCUCCUGUAACCUGCUCUUCUCCUGUAACCUGCUCUUCUCCUGUAACCUGCUCUUCUCCUGUAACCUGCUCUUCUCCUGUAACCUGCUCUUCUCCUGUAACCUGCUCUUCUCCUGUAACCUGCUCUUCUCCUGUAACCUGCUCUUCUCCUGUAACCUGCUCUUCUCCUGUAACCUGCUCUUCUCCUGUAACCUGCUCUUCUCCUGUAACCUGCUCUUCUCCUGUAACCUGCUCUUCUCCUGUAACCUGCUCUUCUCCUGUAACCUGCUCUUCUCCUGUAACCUGCUCUUCUCCUGUAACCUGCUCUUCUCCUGUAACCUGCUCUUCUCCUGUAACCUGCUCUUCUCCUGUAACCUGCUCUUCUCCUGUAACCUGCUCUUCUCCUGUAACCUGCUCUUCUCCUGUAACCUGCUCUUCUCCUGUAACCUGCUCUUCUCCUGUAACCUGCUCUUCUCCUGUAACCUGCUCUUCUCCUGUAACCUGCUCUUCUCCUGUAACCUGCUCUUCUCCUGUAACCUGCUCUUCUCCUGUAACCUGCUCUUCUCCUGUAACCUGCUCUUCUCCUGUAACCUGCUCUUCUCCUGUAACCUGCUCUUCUCCUGUAACCUGCUCUUCUCCUGUAACCUGCUCUUCUCCUGUAACCUGCUCUUCUCCUGUAACCUGCUCUUCUCCUUCUGGCCUACAGAAGUGUCUCCUGGUGACCUCCAAUCCUUUGGCGUGCUGAUGCUGGUGGUGCUGUCAGGGCGAGGAGCCAUCAUCAUAGACGCCAAGCAGGGCGAUGAUGACCCCGCAGGGCCGGCGCAUCAUCAGCCCGACCCCACGACCAUUGUCCAAUGGACGAGAGACCUCCUAUCAGCAGGAAAGGCAUCGAGUCUCGGGGAUUCGCGCAUGGCAGCACCGGAGGACAUUGUCACACGCCUUGCGCAGCUCGCCAUCAGCUGCACCGCCAUGCCCACCGCCUCCCGCCCCUCCAUGUCCCAAGUGGCCCAAAACCUGGAAGCGCUGCAGGCCGAGGUGGGAGGGGGGGCCAAGAGUGCCUCAGGAGCAGCAAGAGUGGAUGAGAAGAUUGCAAGCGGUAAGCCUGAGAGGAGCAUCGACGAGGAUCUGGAGCUGCUGAAUCAGCAGCUGUUGCAGGAGGAGGGUGAGGCUACAGCAGGGGAAAGACCACUUCAGAACUGA